CACACGUCACCGCCGAGGGCGGCCCUGUUGCCUUGGCGACGGUUUCGCGGCUCAGGGCCGCAACCAGCAGCUCCUCAUCGCGAGACCCGCCGGGCCGAGAAGCCCCGGCCAUGACUUCGUCGGGGGCUGUGUCCGUCUCCGUGGGUGCGUCCGUCUCUGGGACAGAGGGGACGCUUGAGGCUGACAAGAUCUCUGGGAAGUCCGAGAACACCUAUAUUCUGCGGCCCGUUUUCCAGCAAAGGUUCAGACCCUCCGUGGUUAAAGACUGCAUCCAUGCUGUGCUCAAGGAGGAGCUGGCAACCUCUGAGUACUCUCCAGAAGAAACACCUCUGCUCACAAAGCGUCUAUCAGAAACGAUUAAAGAUAAAUUAAAAGCAAUGGGAUUUGACCGAUAUAAAAUGGUGGUGCAAGUAGUUAUUGGAGAACAAAGAGGUGAAGGAGUAUUCAUGGCUGCCCGCUGUUUCUGGGAUGCUGACACUGACAACUACAUUCAUGAUGUUUUUAUGAAUGACAGUUUGUUCUGUGUUGUAGCAGCAUUUGGCUGUUUCUACUAUUGAAAAUUUGAAAGCUGGGAAAAGGUAUGACUAUGAAGAAAUAAUGAACUUUUUUAUAUUGUUAAAUAUCUUGACAAAAUAAAGAUAACUUGGCAGUUUGGCAA
Molecule: messenger RNA, 658 nt
Organism: Myotis myotis
Lineage: Eukaryota; Metazoa; Chordata; Mammalia; Chiroptera; Vespertilionidae
Gene: DYNLT2B
Product: dynein light chain Tctex-type 2B
Exons: 5
Coding region: 111-557 (148 amino acids)
Biological process (GO): microtubule-based movement
Cellular component (GO): cytoplasm; cytoplasmic dynein complex
Molecular function (GO): dynein intermediate chain binding
Source: RefSeq, a predicted model, not a curated record